UCCUCCUCUCUGGAUAACAAUCAUAUACAGUCUAUGAUAACAAUCCAAAUACAUUGUCAGACUACAGCCCUAAGGAUAACUCUAACAUAACUGUAAUAUAACCCAAAAUAUAACCACCUGAAGGACUGAACUUAUUGAGAGAGAGACUUCAUGUCAGCCUGCGUGGGAGGGUGUCUUGCCUGAGAGCCAACAACCGGGGAAAAAAUCUUCUCAAUUCAGCAGCAGCAGCCCCGCAGCCGGGUAACGAACAAUCCCAGCCCUUACUUUGACAGCUCGGUCUUCGACGUCCGCUAGGGAGGUACUGUAUAGCCGUGAUACUUGAGGACGUGUCAUCGACCAUUUAACUGAAUGACAGUCAGUUUACACGGCAAGUGCACCGUGUGUUUCCAGAUGAAGCUGCUAAGCUAACUUUCUCUAGCCAACACUAUGUAGGUGAGCUUGUAGCUAACUGGCAUUGGUAACAGUCCGAUUACGGUAAACUAGCAACUUGUUAGCUGGCUAGCGGCAGGGUUUCUCCUCGCAGCACUGGGAUGGCUAACAAGGGUUAGCCGCACUUUCUCACUCUGCCAUCAGUUUGGCAACUACUUUAUUAUUUCCUUCAUAUCUCUUCACAUUUCUAGAUUAAAGAAGUGUACUGUUAGGGCUCCCUCCAGUUAGCCAGUGCUUGUUUUCCUUCUAACAGAUAUUGUUUAUCGAGGCUGAACUAUAGCUUGUUGCCUCUAUUGUUUACAUGCGUGUACAUGGAUAGCGGUCAGCUGGAGUGCCCUGUUUGUGGUUUGUAGUGGUCGUAACAAGACUGGAUCGACUACAAAACAACCACAGUAGAGGCAUGGAAAUGGAGCUGGGAUGCAGCUAACGUCUGUUACCGUUAGCCAGAGCUGUACGGUCGACUCUCCACAAAAAUGAGGGAUACUGGAGCUCUAAAGGAGGACAGCUGUGCCUGCUGGACUAUUUGAUUUUCAGUGGGCGUUGGACAAAGGACAGGAGCUUGUUUGCCCAUUAAAAGCUUAACCUGAGGCAAGACUACAUGAGGAGGACGAGAAAUAAACAUUGCUGGGUUCAGCCCUCUGGCGUCGGAAUGAUGAUGUUAAAGACCCUGCUGAUCACCAGUCUUCUAGGCUGUGUGAAAUGUCAUGAGAGCCAGAGCAUGACCCCGGAGGAGAAGACUGUUAUCAGAGACCAGAUUAUUGAGAUGUUCGACCACGCUUAUGGCAGUUACAUGAAAUAUGCUUAUCCAGCAGACGAGCUGAUGCCUCUAAGCUGCAGGGGGAGAGUCCGCGGCCAGGAGCCCAACAGAGGCGACAUAGAUGACUCCUUGGGAAAGUUUUCUCUCACACUGAUUGACACCCUUGAUACCCUGGUGGUGUUAAAUAAGCUCGAUGAGUUUGAGGACGCAGUGAGGAAGGCUGUGAAGGAUGUACGCCUGGACAACGAUGUGGUGGUGUCUGUGUUUGAGACCAACAUCAGGGUUUUGGGAGGGCUUCUGGGGGCCCACGUGAUGGCUGACCUGCUCCAUCAGCGUGGGGACAGGAUGCAGUGGUAUCGAGAUGAGCUCCUACACAUGGCCAAAGAGCUGGGCCAUCGAUUACUGCCUGCCUUCAAUACCACAAGUGGCCUUCCCUACCCUAAGGUGAAUCUGCGGUAUGGAGUCCAGAAUCCAAAUUCACGCACUGGCACUGAAUCAGACACCUGCACAGCCUGUGCAGGAACAAUGAUCCUGGAGUUUGCUGCCCUCAGCAGAAUGUCAGGAGAGUCUGUGUUUGAGGAACAUGCAAGGAAGGCCAUGGAUGUCCUCUGGGAGAGAAGACAGAGAGGAAGUGAUUUGGUCGGGACUGUCAUCAAUAUACAUAAUGGAGAAUGGGUCCGCAGGGACAGUGGAGUUGGUGCUGGUAUCGACUCAUACUAUGAAUAUCUGAUGAAGGCCUACAUUCUUCUGGGAGAUAAUGUUUUUCUGGAGAGGUUCAACACUCACUACAGUGCCAUUAUGAAGUACAUAAGUCAGCCUCCCCUACUGCUCAAUGUACACAUGCACAACCCUACUGUGAGCGUGCGCAGCUGGAUGGACUCUCUCCUGGCAUUCUUCCCUGGCUUACAGGUGUUAAGAGGAGAUCUGAAACCAGCUAUUGAGACCCAUGAGAUGCUUUACCAAGUCACCAAACAGCACAAGUUUCUUCCAGAGGCUUUCACUACAGAGUUCAGAGUUCACUGGGGCCAACACCUACUGAGACCAGAGUUUGCAGAAAGCACCUACUACCUCUAUAAGGCCACUGGUGACCCCUACUACCUCAGAGUGGGACAGUCCAUCGUGGAGAAGCUCAAUGCCUACGCCAGGGUGCCUUGCGGGUUUGCUGCUGUGCAAGAUGUCCGCACUGGGGCGCAUGAAGACAGGAUGGACUCCUUCUUCCUGGCAGAGAUGUUUAAAUACCUGUACCUGUUGUUUUCGGAGAAGAGCGAGCUGCCCAUCGAUAUCGACGACUACAUCUUCACCACAGAGGCUCACCUCCUUCCUGUCUCUCUCUCUACCACUCAGCCACCUUGUCAAGGCAACAUUACGGACACUGCUUCCAUUUCUCAAGAAGAAGAUCUGUUCACACACUCCUGCCCCAGCAUGGAGACGUUGUUUCCCAACAACCCUUCAUUUGCAAAAACCAUCCGGGACAGCUACAAGUACCUCACCGGGGUCGGACGAGCCUUCCGCCCCUUACCUGUCAGGGAAAUUGAACUCCCACUCCACGAUAAUGGCAUGGAGCCAGUGGAGUUUUUGAAAAGCAUGGGCAUUUCUCUUACUCCACUGAAUGAGGUCACAGGCAUUGGAGGUCAAAAGGAGCAUAAAGGAGUAUACCGGGUAAAACUUGUGGCAGAGGUAAGCCAGACACCAGAAGAGGAGGAAGUGGUGCCUCAUGUCGUUCAGCUCAUAUCCCCCCCAUUUCUGGGUCGGACAGUCCUCACAGCGGGACCUGCUAAGUUUGGAAUGGACCUCUCCAAACAGGAGCAUGGGGUGAAGGGCAGCAUAGUGAAAGCCUCCCCCUACACUGCCUGCGGGCCAAUAGAUAAUGCAGCGGAGCUUAAAGGCUGUAUUGCUCUGGUGCUGCGUGGUGACUGCAUGUUUGCUGCAAAGGCUCGUCGGCUACAAGAGGCCGGAGCCAUAGGAGUCAUCUUUAUUGACCACCGUGAGGGAAGUAAUAGCGAGGAAACUCCCCUCUUCCAGAUGGUUGGAGACGGAGACUCCACUGAAGACAUCACCCUAGCUUUGGUCUUCCUGUUCAGCCGUGAGGGUGCAGUGCUCACAGCUGCCCUGGAGGAACAUCACAAUGUGGAUGUGCUGCUGCUGCCCAAAGAGAAGCAGCUGGGGCAUGAUAAGACAGAAAAACCUGUCGGCAUGAACAUCAAAUUCCGCCUGGCAGAAGAGGGGGAGCUGGAGGAAGGACCGGCCGGCAGGCCCACCCUGGAGCUGGUAUUGGAGAAAGAAGAGGUGCUUCUUGAGGAGGAGGAGCUCAGAGGACAACGACAAUCACAGCAGCGGCAGCAGUUCUGCACAAAGGCAACAGAGAAUGAUAGAACUGAACCAUGUUCAGCAGAUUCAUCUCAAGCCCUGAACUCUGGACCAGACGCAAAUCCUUGAAAUGCGCUGCGGAUCACAAAGCAGCCAAGUUUCCUAACACUGAUCCCUCGUCAGUUUCUGAAUGGCAUGUGCCUCAGAGCCCCUCACUGCCCUACAUGGAGCCCUAACUGACCCAGCCUGCAUGUUUACAGCCAAUGAAAGUGAGUCAAGCAGUGUGAUAGCCACACUCACAUCCUGCCUUGACUCUGAAACAUAAAGAUGGUUCUAUAUUUAUUAGACAGACAGGUCAAGUGUAGCUUUUGUUCUGUGUGGUGCAGGAAGUGAGGGGUUUGAUGAUCUCAUGAGUCUAAACUAGGUAGUUAAUGGUCAACAACUGUAGGAUGAGAUGACUGUGCUGGUGCUACCUAAACCUAGCCUGUAGUAUAGCUACUGUAGGCACAUAGAAAGUGUAUGUAGUGAUAAUGACAUAGAUCACUAACUAGAAUUUAAAAUGACCUUAUCUAAGAGGAGAACGUAGAUAAGACAACAACAAAUGUACUCAGCUAUGUUUUUAUGCAAUGCCAUUUGUUUUGAAUCUAGGCUGCACCUUUCGCAUCAACAAGUACUGUUAAAUAUUCAGUAAUGGGGAAUUCACCGGCCAGUAGGUGGCGUCAGCUACCAUGACCUCUCAGUAAUAUGAUGUUCGUAGAUGAAGUAUCUGAACUGGGGCCAAUUUGGAAAGUUUCUUUUACUUUUUAAUAGUAAGUGACUUCAGGGAAUUUCAAGAGUGAAUGCAGUUUGCAAGGUUGACCCGUUUGAUGAAACAUUUGUGUGUGUGUGUGUUUUGCAUUUCCUUUUUGCUAUAAUGUGUGUGUGUGAGUGUGUGUAUACACGCAAGGUGUGUAGUAACUAUAAAACCCAAGAAAGCAUCCCAGCUAAAACAUCAUAGCUAUCAGUUGAAACCCUCCUAUUUUACAAAGUCAUCAUCCAAGGAAUUAAGAAUUAAGUCAGGAGGAUUGAUCACCAUGAAUCUUUUCAAAUUCUUUUUUUCCCCUCAUGUAAGCCACUUUUUUCUGCACCUAUGAAUAAUUGUGUGUAUCACUGUUAUGUUGUAAUUAAUGUCAUCUGAAAAACAUUGCAAAAAUUACCAAAGCUGAUUUUCAUACAGCUGAAGUCUUCAUGUAUAGUAAGAUGCAGUGUCACAGGUUUGACUGUUGGGCAC
Messenger RNA from Lates calcarifer (barramundi perch), 4763 nucleotides. Its product is annotated as ER degradation-enhancing alpha-mannosidase-like protein 3. Gene Ontology annotation, molecular function: mannosyl-oligosaccharide 1,2-alpha-mannosidase activity; calcium ion binding. Gene Ontology annotation, cellular component: endoplasmic reticulum; membrane. The coding region runs from base 1028 to 3622 and encodes 864 amino acids. The record is from RefSeq and is a predicted model, not a curated record. The transcript is spliced from 20 exons. Gene Ontology annotation, biological process: endoplasmic reticulum mannose trimming; mannose trimming involved in glycoprotein ERAD pathway; carbohydrate metabolic process. Lineage: Eukaryota; Metazoa; Chordata; Actinopteri; Centropomidae.